Ilex paraguariensis (yerba mate) is the source of this 230-nucleotide messenger RNA. Lineage: Eukaryota; Viridiplantae; Streptophyta; Magnoliopsida; Aquifoliales; Aquifoliaceae. The record is from the annotation of a GenBank genome assembly.
UUUGUCACACUUGUGGUGGACAUGGUCACACUAGCACUCAAUGCACAUACCUUAGGGAUGAUAUUGAUAGAGAGCUAAUUCAACUAGCCCGUCAAUCCAAAGUCUUGAGUAGCCAAGUUUAUAUAGGAUUGGAAAGAGGUUCUAAGAUUCCCCCUAGGAAGAGGUGUUGUGAACCAAACUUGAGCAAUCCUCAUGAAUUUAGGAAGCAAUCCAAGAGAGGAAAAGGGUAA